AAAUGCUAAACUCUAAAUAUAAGGUUUUUGGUGGUAGCUAGUGGAUUUUGCACAGUAGUUUUGCAGGUUCCCAUUCCUUUACUAUAGUAAAUGGUUUGCCAUGUGUUUUUUUUAAUCUGUCAAGCACUUUGGCGGCAUUGUGCCUUUCUGAUCUGCAGGCGCCGACUAGAAACAGCUGUACUUGGCAGCAUUAAAAAAUAAUUAGUGGGAGUCAGUCUUGUUGAGAGACAGCUUAACGGUGCCUUGUUAGGUUUGUAAGCCUGACAGUUACAGUAUGUAGCUCUGCAGGAGCGUUUUCAUUUCAGAUCUGAUCUGGUGUCCUGCCACCUCCUGACCCUGUUUAGAACGUGUAUGAGUGAGCAUCCUGCUAGAAGAAACAGAGGUAACAGCUUACCCGUAAGGCAGUGGUUUGAAAAUGGACAGAGAGGAGGGUACAUUUCUAUUUAAAGGUCAGACGCUUUCUAAUCCUGGCUAAGUGCUGCUGGAGAAACCAGGUGAGCUGGAUUACCAGGAUGGAAUAUACCCUGCCAGGAUCGGUGACAGAAACCUGGCCAGCCACUGUCGGUCCUACCGGCUGGACAGGAUUUGUGUGGAAGAUUGAAAAGUUGAUCAGAGCUCCUCCCUUCUUCAGAACCAGCUCUCGUUCAAACAGUACUUAUUCCUCUGUAAACAGUGAGAUCCCAUAAAUGCUAACGCAUCGCUAUUCUCUCACUAAUGCACCUGAGGGGGGAACUGCCACGCCAGCUGUGAGAAAACAAAUAUUUGACUCUGAGAUGAUUGAAAUGGCUUUAGAGAGAGAGAGAGAGAGAGAGAGAGAGAGAGAGAAAGGGGUGGGGAGAUUGAGAGGGGGAAGUAGAGCUUAGUUCUGCUUUGCAUCUUCGACACUUUCAGCUACUUAUUUGUUUGAGGUAGCAGCUGCUGAGCGCUUGUGCCCUGCUAGUUGUUCAGUGUGUGUGAGGCCUGUCGUCCUGCACAGAAGUAUCAAGAGCAGCCAGAGCUGUGAGACUCCGCCCUUGCUAAGGUCUUGCAGCUGCCCAGCGGGGGUGGCAUUCUUAUCUGCGGAGCUGGAUGCUGCUGGAAGUGAGAUGGAGGGCGAGAGCCAGACGGACGAGGCCCCGGCGCGGAUGUCCAGCCUCACCUCCAAGCUGCAGGCCAUGAUCCGGAUUCGACGCAAGUACCAGGCCUUCAAGGCGCGCCGGGCCGAGCUCGCCAGGGAGCAGUCCAGGACUGCCAUGCUGCACCACGGCAGCACCGGACCCGAGAUCUUCACCUUCGAGACCACCGCAGCCGGCACCGUGGCCAGCCCCUGCGUCUGCAGGAGAAAGAAGAAGAGGAAAUCCCGUGUCAUGUUCCCCAACAGCGGGCGGAAGUACCUGCCAGUCCAAGAGCGCAACCGAGCCAAGAGCUGCCUCUUCUUGCUUAGCAUCAUAGUCUUCCUCCAGGUCUACAACGCUAUAGAGAACCUGGACGACCACCUCCAGAAGUACGACCUCGAAGGCUUGGAGAAGACUCUGAAACGGGAGGUCUUCGGGCAGAAGGCGGCCAUGGAGAAUAUCAUAGAUCUCCUGACUGAUUACCUCUCCACCUACGUCCACAACAAGCCGCUGGUGCUCUCCUUAAACGGGCCCAUCGGGGUGGGGAAGAGCCACUUGGGACGCAUCCUGGCACGUCACUUCCGUUCGGUCACGCGUGACCAGCUGGUGCUGCAGUACUUCAUGCUGCACCACUGCCCCCUGGAGGAGAAGGCCACGAUGUGCGUCCAGGACUUGGCCAGCAGGAUCACGGAGAUGGUGAACCGGGGAGAAUCGGAGGAGAGGAUCCCGGUCUUCAUCUUCGACGAGGUGGAGUUCAUGCACAAGGAGAUCCUGGACUUCCUCCACAGCUGCUUCCAGGCCAACCAGACCAACGAGUUCCUCAACGCGGUCUACGUGCUCAUCAGCAACAUCGGCCAAGGAGAGAUCACCAAGUUCGUCCUGCAGAACUCCUCCAGCAGCGCCCCCUUCGGGAGGCAGAGGGGGAGCCACGAGCUGGUGAAGCAGCUCAAGGCCUCCCUGUCCAAGUACCACCCUGUCUGGAAGGAGGCAGACAUCGUGCCCUUCUCCCUGCUGGAGAAGGCCCACAUCAUGGACUGCUUUCUGGACGAGAUGACUCAAGAAGGUUUCUACCCCGACAGCUCACACAUUGAGCAUCUGGCUGGGGAGAUAUCCUACUACACGGCCGGGGACAAAGAGUACUCCAUGAAUGGAUGCAAGCAAGUGGUGGCCAAGGUCAACCUCUUAUGAUUGAGUAAAGAGACAAGGGGUUUUAGUUUCUGUACAGAAAGGAGUGCCAAAAAAACCACCAAAAAAUCAGACCCUUUGAAACAGGAGAUUCCUUAACCACAUGAUCGUGCCUCCUCCCGCCUGCAUCCUGCUUGCACAGAUUCACAGGACGUCUUGCGCUGGUUGCAGUGGGACCAGUCCAUUCUCGGGAAUCUUGCUGAAGCGGAUGGACACGCUGGAGGUUUCGGGAACAAAAAGGGGCAAUUCUAAAAGGAAAAGAGCAGAGAAUGCAUGGGGGGGUGCUUUCCCCUCACCAUCCCCAUCACUCUUAAAAUAACUGCAUUAAAACAUCUAAUUGGACGCAGUGGAAGAUAUAGACCAACAUGAAUGUGUUUUUGCUUUAACUGUCUUUACCAGAACCAUUCCCAAAGCUAGUACCAGAGGUUACAUCUCCAGAGGCAGACAUUUCUAUGCAGAGAGUUGCAGUCUGGUUCUGUGUUGCAAUGUGAACAGUGAGAUGGUGCCCAGCCUGUGGAGUGGAGAUCCAGUUUAUAGUCAUUCAUAAUUACAGCACUGCCAUAGCCUUUGAGCUGCAACAGUGACAUGGUGUGUAAUGGCACGCAAGUCUCAUUCCUGAUUAAAUCAAGGUCUUAAGACAGCUACAGUAUCUCCUUCCUAGCCACUUCCUCUGUUCAUAAUGUUCAGCAUUAUUUAUAUAUGCACAAACCAGCUAAAGAAAAAGAUUUAGGGAUAUUUCAUGUAAUACGAUUUGAAAUAUAUACUAACUUUUUUUUUUUUUUUUGACGAGUGUAAAUAAAUAAGUGUGGCUUUUUUAAAAAAAUGAUUGUUCUAAUAUUUAAAUAAAUAAAUGAAAUCAAAAA
Molecule: messenger RNA, 3142 nt
Organism: Acipenser ruthenus (sterlet)
Lineage: Eukaryota; Metazoa; Chordata; Actinopteri; Acipenseriformes; Acipenseridae
Product: torsin-4A-like
Exons: 2
Coding region: 1086-2282 (398 amino acids)
Cellular component (GO): nuclear envelope; endoplasmic reticulum lumen
Molecular function (GO): ATP binding; ATP hydrolysis activity
Source: RefSeq, a predicted model, not a curated record